AUUUCCCGGGCGUCGGGUCUGCGCUACCGACGCGGACCUCCGGCGUCCGCCGCACCGCCCCCUCCGCCCCCGCCCAGCUCAGUAGCUUCGCUCUCGGCCUCAGGACAGGUCGACAGCCUGAGACCCUCCUCAACCGCAUCCCCAGCGCUGGGUCUCCCUGCAACCCCGCAGCCGAUCAGCCGACCUCCCGUUCUUCCCUGCAUCAUCAGGCAUUUGGGAGGCACCCUAAGCCCUGGUGCGGUCUUCUGGCCAGGAUGUCGGGCCUCGUACUGGGGCAGCGGGAUGAGCCUGCAGGGCACCGGCUCAGCCAAGAGGAGAUCCUGGGGAGCACUCGGCUGGUGACCCAGGGCCUGGAGGCCCUGCACAGUGAGCACCAGGCCGUGCUGCAGAGCCUGUCCCACACCAUCGAGUGUCUGCAGCAGGGAGGCCAUGAGGAAGGGCUGGUGCACGAGAAGGCCCGGCAGCUGCGCCGCUCCAUGGAAAACAUCGAGCUGGGGCUGAGCGAGGCCCAGGUGAUGCUGGCUCUAGCCAGCCACCUGAGCACAGUGGAGUCGGAGAAACAGAAGCUGCGGGCUCAGGUGCGGCGGCUGUGCCUGGAGAACCAGUGGCUCCGGGAUGAGCUCGCGGGCACCCAGCAGCGUCUCCAGCGGAGUGAGCAGGCCGUGGCUCAGCUGGAGGAGGAGAAGAAGCACCUGGAGUUCCUGGGGCAGCUGCGGCAGUAUGACGAGGAUGGGCACACUGCGGACGAAAAGGAAGGUGACGCCACCAAGGAUUCCCUGGAUGACCUCUUCCCCAACGAGGAGGAAGAGGACCCCAGCAAUGGCUUGUCCUGUGGCCAAGGCGCUGCAGCAGCUCAGCAAGGCGGAUAUGAGAUCCCUGCAAGGCUGCGGACUCUGCACAACCUGGUGAUCCAGUAUGCAGCCCAGGGUCGCUAUGAAGUGGCCAUGCCACUCUGCAAGCAGGCACUAGAGGAUCUGGAGCGCACGUCUGGCCGUGGCCACCCUGAUGUUGCUACCAUGCUCAACAUUCUCGCUUUGGUUUAUCGGGACCAGAAUAAGUACAAGGAAGCUGAAAGGAAGGAAGCCGCCCCCCGGCUGAACGACGCCCUCAGCAUCCGAGAGAGCACCCUGGGCCGAGACCACCCUGCCGUGGCUGCCACGCUCAACAAUCUGGCUGUGCUCUACGGCAAAAGAGGCAAGUACAAGGAGGCGGAGCCGCUGUGCCAGCGGGCGCUGGAAAUCCGGGAGAAGGUCCUGGGCACUGACCACCCAGACGUGGCCAAGCAGCUGAACAACCUGGCCCUGCUGUGCCAGAACCAGGGCAAGUACGAGGCCGUCGAACGCUAUUACCAGAGAGCGCUGGCCAUCUAUGAGGGGCAGCUGGGGCCCGACAACCCUAACGUAGCCCGGACCAAGAACAACCUGGCUUCCUGCUACCUGAAACAGGGCAAAUAUGCUGAGGCCGAGACCCUGUACAAAGAGAUCCUGACCCGUGCCCAUGUGCAGGAGUUUGGGUUGGUGGAUGAUGACCACAAGCCCAUCUGGAUGCAUGCCGAGGAGCGGGAGGAAAGGAGCAAAAGCCGGCCCCGGGAGGGCAGCACGCCCUAUGUCGAGUAUGGAGGCUGGUACAAGGCCUGCAAAGUGAGCAGCCCCACAGUGAACACCACCCUGAGGAACCUAGGCGCUCUGUACCGGCGGCAGGGAAAGCUGGAGGCAGCUGAGACCCUGGAGGAAUGUGCCCUGCGUUCCCGGAAACAGGGCACGGACACUCUCAGUCAGGCCAAGGUGGCAGAAUUGCUGGGGGAUGGUGACAGUAAAAGGGCCUCCCAGGAGGGCCCUGGGGACAGUGUGAAAUUUGAGGGAGGCGAAGAUGCUUCUGUGGCCGUGGAGUGGUCAGGGGAUGGCAGUGGGUCCCUGCAGAGGAGUGGUUCUCUGGGAAAGCUCCGAGAUGUGCUUCGUAGAAGCAGCGAACUCCUGCAGCAAUAUGAAGCGAGCAGCCUCCUUGAACUAUCUGAACCAACCCAGUGCGGCUCCCCUUCAGGUCUCCCGAGGCCUCAGUGCCAGCACCAUGGACCUGUCUUCAAGCAGCUGACAUUUAACUCACCCCCGGGUCUGCUGGGUUCCCCCACAGCCCUCACAGCAUUCCCCACUGCUCCUGGCUCCGCCCCACCCCAAGGUGGGAUAGUGAAGGGAGUGGUUGAACCAGAGAUUGAAGAUUGCUGCUGCCCUUAGGGUCUCCGCUCCCUCCUCAGGAAUCCCCCUAGGAAGGACCCUCAGGACACUCUCUCCCUACUCUAUGGUCCUCUGGAGUAGUUAGCUCUGAGGCCGCCAAGGUGGGCAAGAAGCAGCCACGUGCCUCAGAGAUGCCACCUGCUGCAGGCUUUUCUGCCGGAGGGUCUGGGGCUGGCUAGCCUCUUAGUCCCUUUCCUCUGCUGCCUCACUUCAGGUCCAUGUAUUUCACUUUUCUUAAAUAAAACAAUCAGGUAACCUU
Molecule: messenger RNA, 2490 nt
Organism: Tupaia belangeri chinensis (Chinese tree shrew)
Lineage: Eukaryota; Metazoa; Chordata; Mammalia; Scandentia; Tupaiidae
Gene: KLC4
Product: kinesin light chain 4
Biological process (GO): microtubule-based movement
Cellular component (GO): kinesin complex; cytoplasm
Molecular function (GO): kinesin binding
Source: RefSeq, a predicted model, not a curated record